Messenger RNA from Doryrhamphus excisus (bluestripe pipefish), 3155 nucleotides. It is a transcript of the gene esrp2, whose product is annotated as epithelial splicing regulatory protein 2. Gene Ontology annotation, molecular function: RNA binding. The record is from RefSeq and is a predicted model, not a curated record. NCBI's taxonomy places the organism in Eukaryota, Metazoa, Chordata, Actinopteri, Syngnathiformes, Syngnathidae.
AACUGAAAAAAAAAAAAACUCCAGUAGGACUUGUUAUGGAGUUGGUGUGAAAGAAAGACGGAUUUCCACCCUUCUUUACCAGUCUAACCAGUAUCUCUGGAUAGAAUUCUGUCAAGUACAGCAACAGGUAGAGUGACUGGUCGCAAACUCCUUCGUGGCUCCCUUUGAAAAUAAUCUCCCCUUCUUUUUUUCUCUCUCUCAAUUGUUCGCUCCUCUUAUCACUUGGAAAAAGGUGAACCCUAGUGUUAUUUUUAUUUUAAUCUUUGCUUUAAUUGUAGUUUUUACCCUUGUGGUCCCUGAUGGCUUCGCACAGUGAUACUCUGGUGGUGUUCUUUGGGGCAACAGCUGGUGCAAAUGGGGGUAAACUGGGUUCGGAUGAGAGGGAAAUAAUUCUCUUGGUGUGGCAAAUUGUGGACCUACGUGAGAAAAAGGUGGGCAAACUUCACAGAUGUCUUGUCAAGCCAGACACUUUGGAACUGACAGACCAGUGCAAAGAAGACACGGGCCUCACUACGGAGGACAUCAUCAAUGCAGAGCCCCUGGAUAAAGUUCUCCAACAGUUCCAGCAGUCUGUGGCAUCGGAAUUGAAGUGUCUCGAGAGGAGCUCUUACACUCUUUGUGUCAACAGCCCCCAUAUUAUCCGGCAGGCCCUCCAUCCCGAGGCUUCUAAGAAGAAUCUCGUUCUUCCCGAGUGUUUCUUCUCCUUUGUGGAUGUGACAAAGGAGUUUGAGAAAUGCUGCCCGAGUGCCGGCCCUGCAAACAAGCUGGAGCUUUCCACAAUGUUAGAACAUGUGGGUCUACCUGCAGUGACAGAGCUGACAGGAGUAAGGGAGGUGCAGAGCAUGGCGCAGCUCAUCCUCUGCAUCCUGGCUGAGCCUUACAAUCACAUUUUUUCCUCCGUGGAGACAGUGAAGUACAAGUUUGAUUCUGGCACAUGCAGUAAGACUGAGCCGGUGGACAGCGAGACGGUCAUCAGAGCACGAGGACUUCCAUGGCAGUCUUCAGACCAAGACAUCGCUCGCUUUUUUAAAGGCCUCAAUAUCGCCAAGGGGGGCGUGGCCUUGUGCCUUAAUGCUCAGGGCAGGAGGAAUGGCGAGGCCUUGGUUCGCUUCAUCAACUCUGAGCAUAGAGACCUGGCACUGGAGCGCCACAAGCACCACAUGGGCACCCGCUACAUUGAGGUCUACAAAGCCACUGGAGAGGAAUUCCUCAAGAUUGCUGGAGGUACAUCUAAUGAGGUGACCCAGUUCCUAUCCAAAGAGAACCAGGUGAUCAUUCGCAUGCGGGGGCUGCCAUUCACCGCCACCCCCCAAGAAGUUCUGGACUUCCUCGGCCCAGAGAGCCCAGUCACAGACGGCGCAGAGGGGCUUCUGUUUGUCAAGUACCCUGAUGGACGGCCCACUGGUGACGCAUUUGUGCUCUUCUCCUGUGACGAGUACGCCCAGAAUGCCAUGAAGAAGCAUAGGCAGAUCCUGGGCAAGCGCUACAUUGAACUUUUUCGCAGCACUGCAGCCGAGGUCCAACAAGUGCUGAACCGCUACUUGUCCACCCCUCUGAUAUCCACGCUGCCCCCCUCGCCCAUUGUCCCCGUCCUUGCCACGCCUCCCUACCUCCCGACGGCCAGCAACACUCGCGAUUGCGUCCGCCUCCGUGGCCUGCCUUACACAGCAGGCAUCGAAGACAUCCUGGAGUUCAUGGGUGAGCACACAGCUGACAUCAAACCCCACGGAGUCCACAUGGUCCUCAACCAGCAGGGCAGGCCGUCAGGAGACGCAUUCAUCCAGAUGAAGUCACCAGAUAAGGCCUUCAUGGUCGCACAAAAGUGCCACAAGAAGACCAUGAAGGACCGAUAUGUGGAGGUGUUCCAGUGCUCCACAGAGGAGAUGAGUAUUGUCCUGAUGGGAGGAACCUUGAACCGCAGCGGCCUUUCACCACCUCCCUGCAAACUCCCCUGUUUAUCUCCACCCACAGCCUAUGCCGCCUACCCCACUCCUCCUGCUAUCCUGUCCGAGGCCGCCCUCUACCAGCCCCCCUUGCUAGCCACUCCUAGACCUCAUCAGGCCACACAUACCCCCGCUUUGGCAUAUUACCCCCCUCAACCUCACUUGUAUAUGAACAUGAACUACACGGCUUACUAUCCCAGCCCACCAGUAUCCCCCUCCACAGUCGGCUACUUCACAUCCCCGCAAGCAGUGGCGGCAGCAGUCGCAGCCCAACCCCACCCGGCAGCAGCAGCUGCAGCAGCAGCCGCCUCCUCAGUGCUCCCCCAACCUGGUGCUCUGGUGCGGAUGCAGGGCCUUCCCUACAACACUGGCGUCAAGGACAUCCUCAGCUUUUUCCAGGGAUACCAGCUCCAGCCGGACGCCAUCCUCAUCUUGUACAACUUCAGCGGCCAGUGCAGCGGCGAGGCCUUGAUCACCUUCCCCAGCGAGGAGAUGGCGCGGCGGGCGGUGGCUGAGCGCUCCAACCACGCCUUCUACGGGCAGCAGGUCCACCUGCUCUUCUGCAACUGACCGACUCGCCUUUUCUUGGAAACCUCCGGCCGGCCUGGCCACGCCUAUUUUCAUGCUCUUUAGUUGGACUUCAUGAAAGCGUCGUCUGGAGACGCUUGAGGCUGCUUACAUCCUACCAAAGCAUUUGUCCGCACUUGAACCUUUUUUUUUUUUUUUUACAUUUUUUGUCAGUCUAUAAUAAUCCUUUUUAGUGUAUGCAUGGACAUGCACAAUGUUGAUGACUUUAUGGGCCUGCAGGAGUACAGCAGACCCAUCAAAGAGACGAGAGACGGAGGAAAAAACAAAAAAAGCCAUAAGCAGCGAAGGGAUUCAUUUGACUUAACAGCUGAACUCGCCUUCCAUUUGGACUCCAAACUUGAACAAUCUCGUUCGUCCGGUCUUUGAUCGAAGACAAGUGGCCUCCUGUGACAAACCCAGCGGGUAUCUUUUUGUUGGUGGCAUCACUAAUGUGCCUACGCUGGCUCUCAUUAUUAUUAUUAUUAUUAUUACUAUUAUUAUUAUUAGUAUUGUUAUUAUGAAACCUCUGGCAGCAGAGGAGAUAUGUGUUUAGUUAUUUUUUUGUCAAAUGUAAUAUGUUAUGUACCAAUUUAGAAUUGUGAAUAAGAAUUUAAACCAUAAAAAUAAAAAAAUUGUUAAUGAGGA